UUAAUAUCAAUAUUCGGCGUUUAAACGUCCUUCGGUGCAUGAAACGUUCGUGUGUGCACCGCGAAGUGAAAUUAUGCCCAUUUGGUCAUCUAUUUGUGUGUAAAGAAACUGUUUUUGUGUCGUUUCGAGGACAUAUGCGGCUCAAUAUUCGAAUGGGAAUGUAGUUUGGUGUCAGAUUUCAUUCCGCUUUAAAGGCUAAAAUGACUGGCAGCAUUAGUGAAAACCAAGGAUGCCGCAAAAAGCCUAUAUCCCGUGUGAGGCGCGUCCUUCCUCAGAUCAUAGCAGUAACCGUCAAGAACGUACUACUAUUCGGUUUCGGAAUGACCUUAGGUUUCCCAACCAUCCUCAUUCCGAACCUGUCCGGCGAUAACCCGAAUGAAAAAAUAGCUCUGGACCAAGAGGCUUUAUCUUGGAUAGGAUCAGUGAAUCUUCUAUGCGUCCCUCUAGGCUGUUUUCUAUCAGGCGCUCUUACCCAACCUCUGGGCAGGAGAAGAGCCAUGCAGCUGGUAAACUUGCCAUUUGUAGCUGCCUGGUUGCUGUUCUUCUUUGCCACCGAGGUGUGGCAGAUAUUCCUGGCAUUAAGCUUGACUGGAAUGACUGGAGGUCUUUUAGAAGCUCCCACUCUCACGUAUCUAGCUGAAGUAACCACGCCUAACCUGCGAGGAGUACUGGCAUCCACGUCUACUGUCGCAGUCAUCGGCGGUAUCCUCACCGAGUUCCUCUUCGGUACGUUUUUUCAUUGGAGGACCGUCGCAUUAGUAAGCUGCGUCGUGCCAAUACUCUCUAUCGCAACCCUCUUCUUGGUACCGGAAAGUCCGCACUGGCUAGUAUCCAAGAACAAACUUGAAAGUGCACAGAAAAGUAUCGCCUGGCUCAGGGGUUUCCUUCCUGUCGAAGACGCGAAGCAGGAAUUCGACGAGUUGUGCGAACAUCUGAGAAAAACUUCGAAGAAAUCAACCCAGGGGAAGAAGAUAAUAAAGCUGAUCGAAAACGCAAGAUUAUACACCAAAAGCAGCUUCCUUUGGCCAUUUGCUCUUGUCACUUUGUCAUUCUUCCUGGGUCACUUUUGCGGUAUGACUACCCUCCAAACCUACGCCGUGACUAUAUUCGCGACCCUCAAAGCUCCUAUCGACAAAUACUACGCCACGAUAAUUUUGGGAGUAUCAGAAGCGCUCGGCUGCAUCUUCAGCUCUACGCUGGUGCAUUUUAUGGGCAAGAGGAAAAUGAACUUUUUCUCAUUGAUCGGGUGCGGAGUCUGUUUUGGGGUAGUAGGGACGUACGCGUUUUCGAUUGAUGUCAGAUAUUUGCAAAGUGCGAAGAUCACGGAUCCAGAAUCGUUGGAGACUAACAGUUGGAUGCCACUGACCUUCCUCGUCGGUUCAGCAUUUUUCAGCCAUACUGGAAUAAGAAUAUUGCCUUGGAUGCUUAUAGGCGAAGUCUAUUACAACGACAUCCGAGCUACAGCUUCCGGGUUCUCGGGAGCUGCCAGUUACAUGCUGGCCUUUAUUUCGAACAAAAUAUUCUUCUGGAUGGUGAACCAUUUCACGCUGCCGGGUACCUUUUGCUUCUACAGCGCAGUUAGUUUUAUAGGAUUUGUAUUGUUAUACUUUUUGCUUCCUGAAACGGAGAGGAAAAGCUUGCACGAAAUCGCCGAACAUUUUGGGGGCGGAUUCAGUCUGACAAGAAAAGUGGCCGAGACAAAUCGCGAGACACGAAAUGGUGGAACGGUAAAUGAAGGAUUUUAUGACGAAGAGGAUUCGCAAAAGGGCGAUAUUGUGAUAAAAUUAUGACAUUUUGUAUAUCUUAUUUAAUUGUAACGUAUUUUAAAUAUAAUUUGACUUCACAUUUCUGAUUUUGUCCAUUUUUCUUCUGAUAAAACCUUAAAAAUACAGUGAGAAUCUGAAAUAACUUAUUCUGUUCUAACAAUUUGAAUGUUUAUUUGAAUCAUAAAAUAGUGAG
Cylas formicarius (sweet potato weevil) is the source of this 1959-nucleotide messenger RNA. Its product is annotated as facilitated trehalose transporter Tret1-like. Gene Ontology annotation, molecular function: transmembrane transporter activity. Gene Ontology annotation, cellular component: membrane. The transcript is spliced from 5 exons. The record is from RefSeq and is a predicted model, not a curated record. Lineage: Eukaryota; Metazoa; Arthropoda; Insecta; Coleoptera; Brentidae. The coding region runs from base 201 to 1790 and encodes 529 amino acids. Gene Ontology annotation, biological process: transmembrane transport.